AUCUCUAAAUAAUCUUUUACAAUCUCCCUGAGCAACAAAUCACUGUGAAUGCAUAAAAUAUACAUUUUUCCAUCAGUACUGUUUUCUUGCCCCUGACCCACCCAUUAAAGAACUGGUUCUAUCAUAAAAAAAAUAAAAAUAAAAAAAAACAUCCAAAAGUUGUCAUUACUUUACAUAGAUUAGAAAAACAGUGAUAGGAGGGUAACAUCCUGAUUUCCAGGGACGCCCACUUAGCAUCUCCUGCUCAUUUAAAGCAACAGCCAUGCAACCUUUAUCAUAAAUUAGUGAGCUGAGUGGUUGAAUAGCUCAGAAAUAGAGAUGUGGUUCACUCUGAACAUCUGCCUGUAUCUGUCUUUUAGCUUUAUUUUGGCAGCUUCGAUACUCAGAUCAGACAUGUGUCAGCUCCAAGGACACUUCAGGUUAAAUGGAAUGUACAAGAAUGGAGAUUUUAUAUUUGGAGGCCUGUUUGAUGUUGAUUUCCUCACAGUGUUCCCAGAGCUGAGCUUCAGAACUGAGCCAGAACCACCAUACUGUGAGCAAUUUGACAUGGAGAGCUUCCAGCAGGCACAGACCAUGGCUUUUGCAAUAGAUGAGAUCAAUAAGAAUCCAAACAUGCUUCCUAACAUAACUCUUGGUUACCAUGUUUAUGACAACUGUAUGAUGCUAGGGAUGGCAUUCCGGGCUGCCAUAUCCCUGGCCAGUGGGACAGAAGAGUUCUUCUCAAACCAAAACUGCACUGGCCCACCACCAGUGAUUGGAAUUGUGGGGGAUUCAAGUUCAACUGCUUCUAUUGCGAUUUCCAGUAUUCUGGGGCUGUUUCGAGUACCUAUAGUUAGUCACUAUGCCACCUGCUCCUGUUUGAGUGACAGGAAAAAGUACCCCUCUUUCUUCAGAACUAUUCCCAGUGAUGCCUUCCAGGUGCGGGCUAUGGUUCAGAUUUUAAAAUAUUUUGGAUGGACCUGGGUUGGUCUCGUCUACAGUGAUGAUGACUAUGGCAUCUAUGCUGCUCAGUCCUUCCAUCAAGAAAUGCAGCUGUUUGGAGGCUGUGUUGCUUUUUCUGAAAUCCUUCCCCAUGAUAACAACCACAGAGAUAUUCAGCAUAUAACAGCAGUGAUUAAGGCCUCUACAGCUAGAGUGGUGGUUGUUUUUUCCACUCCAUCCUUUUUGAUACCUUUGUUGGAUGAGGUGGUGUUGCAGAACAUGACAGGCAGACAGUGGAUUGCCAGUGAAGCUUGGGCCACCUCUCUUGUAAAUCACGCUCCACGUUUAUUUUCCUUUCUAAGAGGCACACUGGGGAUCGCCAUCAGGCGUGGAGAGAUCCAAGGGCUUCAUGAAUUUCUGCUACAUCUCCAUUCCAGCAAUGAUCCAAAAAAUAACAUGUUAAGGAUCUUUUGGGAGAAAAUGUUUGGGUGCAGUUUUGAAACUGGGAGUAAAGAGACAGAUGGAGAGCAAGUCAAAAAGGUGUGUACCGGACAGGAGGAUCUGAGCACAACAGACACACCAUACACUGAUGUUUCAGAGCUGAGGGCCUCUUAUAAUGUGUAUAAGGCAGUUUAUUCCCUGGCACAUGCGCUUCAUGACCUGAUGCAGUGUGAGGAGGGUAGAGGACCAUUCCAUGGUAACAGCUGUGCUGACAUAACAAACCUGAAACCUUGGCAGCUGGUUCACUACCUCCAGAAAGUGAACUUCACCACAUACUUUGGGGAUCAUGUGUCAUUUGAUGAGAAUGGAGAUGCUCUGCCUAUCUAUGAUGUGAUGAACUGGCAGCCAGGCUCUGAUGGGUCAAUAAUGGUCCAAGCUGUUGGUGUAGUAAAUGAAGAGGCAGCAACAGGGAUGGUGCUCACACUGGAUGACGAUGCAUUAUAUUGGAACUUUGAGUCAAAACAAAUCCCAAGGUCAGUGUGCAGUGAGAGCUGCCCCCCAGGCACAAGGCGAGCCACAAGGAAGGGCCUUCCUAUUUGCUGUUUUGACUGCCUCCCAUGCAGAGAUGGAUUGAUUUCUAAUACAACAGAUGCAAAUGAAUGCACAGUGUGUCCAGAUGAGUUCUGGUCCAAUCCAGAUAGGGAUCAGUGUGUCCCCAAAGAAGUAGAGUUUCUGUCCUAUGAGGAUCCUCUGGGCAUCUCUCUGACCACUGCAUCUCUGCUUGGCACCUGCUUCUGUGCUCUUGUGAUGGUCAUCUUUACUCAUCACCGUAACACUCCCAUAGUACGAGCCAACAAUUCAGAGCUCAGCUUCCUUCUGCUGUUGUCACUCAAACUGUGUUUUCUGUGUGUACUGCUGUUCAUUGGUCAGCCGCAGCGGUGGACAUGUCAGUUAAGACAUGCUGUGUUUGGCAUAAGCUUUGUCCUGUGCAUCUCCAGCAUCCUGGUCAAGACUAUGGUGGUAAUAGCUGUGUUUAAGUCAUCUCGACCAGAGGGCAAAAAUGCGUUAAAAUGGUUUGGAGCAGCUCAACAAAGAUGCACAGUUCUGGUCCUAACAGCCAUCCAGGUUGUGAUAUGUGCAGUCUGGCUAUCAACUGCCUCUCCAACACCCCAUAAAAACAACCAGUAUAUCCGCUCUAAAAUAGUAUAUGAAUGUGCUAUUGGCUCAGUGGCCGGUUUUUCUAUGCUGCUGGGCUACAUUGGACUGCUGGCAGCAGUAAGCUUCAUGUUAGCCUUCCUGGCGAGAAAUCUUCCAGAUAAUUUUAAUGAAGCAAAGUUCAUCACUUUCAGUAUGUUGAUCUUCUGUGCUGUGUGGAUUGCUUUUGUUCCAGCAUAUGUGAGCUCACCAGGGAAAUAUGCAGUAGCUGUGGAAAUAUUUGCCAUUUUAGCUUCUAGUUUUGGAUUACUGGUGGCCAUAUUUGCCCCAAAGUGCUACAUCAUCCUUUUACAUCCAGAAAGAAACACUAAAAAAGCCAUCAUGGGAAGAGAUACACAAAAGAAAUGAUGAUUUAUUAACAAAGUUUGGUAGGAGCACAUUCAGAUAAUCUACUCAAUCAAUGCAAGAGGAGGCAUAUAGAGCUGACUAAACAGUCUGUUCUACAACAGUUUUUCCAACAUCCCUCCUCCACCCCAACUCUUCAAUCUCGAUUAUUCCUAUUUCGGCCAGCAGCCAGGGAUGGGGAUGGGAGGGGUCAUUUGGGGUUUCAACUCAAACAAAUAAGUAAAAUGUUUGUAAUGCCUGCUGUUUUGUAGUAUCGUAAUUAUUAACAUUAGGCAUAUAACGGUAAACAUAUUUUGUACAGGAAAAAGUUCAGUAUGGAGAUUUCAGUUUGGCAUGCAUGUUUUCCAAACGAAUACAUUACGAGUGCAUUGUUUUAACUGCACUUUGACUUUUAUAUACAGCUGUGAUAAAAAAGUUUGCUGCUUCAGAAUUUGCAGAUUCCUUUUAAACAUGUUUGGGUCCCACUUUAUAUUAAGUGGCCUUAACUACUAUGUACUUACAUUUAAAUUAAUCAUUUGAUACAAUGCACUUAUUGUGUACAUACAUGUUUUUACAUUGUACUUAUAUUUUA
Molecule: messenger RNA, 3493 nt
Organism: Megalobrama amblycephala (Wuchang bream)
Lineage: Eukaryota; Metazoa; Chordata; Actinopteri; Cypriniformes; Xenocyprididae
Product: extracellular calcium-sensing receptor-like
Exons: 6
Coding region: 319-2925 (868 amino acids)
Biological process (GO): G protein-coupled receptor signaling pathway
Cellular component (GO): membrane
Molecular function (GO): G protein-coupled receptor activity
Source: RefSeq, a predicted model, not a curated record